CCUAGUAUUGUUAUAAUAUGAAAAGAACCACAAAGAGUUACUAAUAUCACAGUCAAUAUUUAGAUCUAGAAUGAACAGCAAAUUUCGUUUAGGCAUUUUUAUUUUUCUUCUUUUAACAUGCUUACUGAAUUUAUCCAGUGCCAACUUGCCCACAAUCCAAAGUGUUGGCCAACCAUGGCCAAUGCCACAAGUUUAUGAACCAAGUCCAACAGUUUUGGGUUUGGAUUCAUCCUACUUUAAGUUCAUCAGUGUAGGAGCAGAUUGUGAUAUUUUACAAGAUGCUUAUGUUAGAUACUAUCAGUUGACUUUUGGUGAUUUAAGACAGAAAAAGUUCCACUCUCUAAAGUUUCGACCAUUAUUGAGUCAAUAUGAGCUGUUGAAUACCCUUGAGGUAGCUGUUGAAAAACCAUGUACUGGUGGAAUAUACCCAACUCUGGAGUCCAAUGAGUCAUAUGCAAUGAAGGUUUCCUCUGGUGUAGCUAGAAUUGAAGCUAAGGAGGUUUGGGGAGCUCUGAGGGGCCUAGAAACAUUCAGUCAACUGGUGUAUAAGCUGGAAACAGGAGAAUUUGCUGUGAACCAAACUGUGAUUGAUGACUUCCCAAGAUUUCCACACAGAGGCCUCCUAUUGGAUACUUCCCGGCAUUUUAUUUCUACACACUACAUCCUCAGAACAUUGGAUGCUAUGGCUCAAAAUAAACUGAAUGUCUUUCACUGGCAUAUAGUGGAUGAUCCAUCAUUUCCUUACUUCAGUCGAACUUUUCCAAACCUAAGUUUCAAGGGUGCAUUUAAAGCAGAGACACAUGUAUACACACCUAAAGAUAUUGAUGAUGUAAUUGAGUAUGCCAGAAUUUUAGGCAUUCGUGUGUUAGUUGAGUUUGACACACCAGGUCACACAGAGUCUUGGGGCAAAGGUCAGGAUCAGCUUCUUACUGAAUGUUACUCUCAGGGAAAGUUUAAUGGCAACUAUGGACCAAUAAAUCCUGCACUAGAAUCAUCAUUCACCUUCUUGUCUUCCUUCUUCAAAGAAGUCAGUGAAACUUUUGUAGAUCAUUAUAUCCACUUGGGAGGAGAUGAAGUCAGCUUUAGCUGCUGGCAGAGUAAUCCUGGAAUCCAGCAGUUUAUGAAGGAGCAGAACUUCACAGCUUAUGCACAGCUUGAAGAAUACUACAUGCAAAGACUGCUUGACAUAGUGGGAAAAUUGAAGAGAGGCUACAUCGUUUGGCAGGAAGUGGUUGACAAUGGUGUCAAGGUAAAAGAUGACACAGUGGUUCAUGUUUGGAGAGGAGGAUGGGAAAAAGAAAUGGCGAAAGUAACUGGCUUGGGGUACAGUGCCCUGCUUUCUUCAUGCUGGUAUCUAAACGACAUCAGUGCUGGCAGCGAUUGGCUCAAAUAUUAUGCUUGUGAACCUCUUAACUUCACUGGCACGGCUGAGCAGAAGUCUCUUGUGAUUGGUGGAGAAUCUUGCAUGUGGGGGGAGUAUGUGGACAACAGUGUUGUCUUGUCAAGAACUUGGCCAAGAACUUCAGUUGUAGCUGAAAGGCUUUGGAGUGCAGCCAGUGUAAACGAUUAUGUUAAAGCACUUCCUCGUCUUUCAGAACAUAGGUGUCGACUAAUUAGGCGUGGGUUCCCAGCUGAAGAAAUCAAUGGGCCAGGAUUUUGUGAUGUGGAGUACCAGGAGGGCUGAAUUGUGAACAUGAACCACGCAAACAGUAAAACCUGGAAGCCUUUAAUCUCACACAUUUUUUUUUUCAAAUCACUAAAUCAAAGUUCUAUAUAACUAUGUGUGAAUAUUCUGUGGGUGUUAUUAUUACUAUGGUA
Messenger RNA from Physella acuta, 1818 nucleotides. RefSeq names its product beta-hexosaminidase subunit alpha. Gene Ontology annotation, biological process: glycosaminoglycan metabolic process; carbohydrate metabolic process; ganglioside catabolic process. Gene Ontology annotation, cellular component: lysosome; membrane. Gene Ontology annotation, molecular function: beta-N-acetylhexosaminidase activity. NCBI's taxonomy places the organism in Eukaryota, Metazoa, Mollusca, Gastropoda, Physidae. The record is from RefSeq and is a predicted model, not a curated record.